AUGCGCUUCUUUACCUCCCUCGCUGUCGCCGCCAUGGCCGCCGUUGUCUCAGCAAACAGCAAGGCUAACCCCUUCAGCAUUCCCACCGAUGGCUACACUUUCACCACUGGCGAGUCUACUGCUCUGAAAUGGGAGCCUACCACCACCGGCACUGUUAGCUUGAUCCUGCAGUGGGGAGCCGUCCUCAGCGGUACCUCUGGCACUACCAUUGCCUCCAACCUCGCCAACGACGGUAGCUACACAUGGACUGUGCCUUCCAAGCUGGCCGCCCAGCCCGACUACACUAUUAAGAUCGUUUCGGACGAUGAUACCAACGACUUCAACUACAUUGGCCGUUUCACCGUCGAAGGCUCCACCGUCUCUGUCUCGUCUUCCAGUGCCAGCUCGACCGCCACUUCUACUUCUACUGAGUCAUCAUCUACCGAGUCCUCUACCGAGUCUUCUACUUCGGCCACUGGUACCAGCACCGGCACCAGCACCUCGGAGACCUCGGCCUCGAGCUCUUCGGCCACCAUCACCGGCUCCACCACCAUGACCACUGCUUCCAGCACUGUCGCUAGCACCUCCGCCUCUGCUACCUCUACCUCCGCGAGCUCCAGCUCUGCCGAGUCCACCUCGGCCAGCGCCAGCUCCUCGGCCGCUUCCCAGAGCGCCGUGCCCACCACCAACGCUGGUAUCGCCAACCGUGUCUCCGGUGGCAUGCUUGCCAUCGUUGCCGGUGCUCUGAUGCUGUAA
This is a messenger RNA of Penicillium verrucosum, 735 nucleotides long. RefSeq names its product GPI anchored serine-threonine rich family protein. The transcript has 2 exons. Lineage: Eukaryota; Fungi; Ascomycota; Eurotiomycetes; Eurotiales; Aspergillaceae. The coding region runs from base 1 to 735 and encodes 244 amino acids. The record is from RefSeq and is a predicted model, not a curated record.